UAUCAGAGGAAUUAAACUGGGGCAAGUUUACCCUGCUGGUUUUUACUUACAAGCUUUGUGCAUUAUUCACAUGGAAGAUCCUUAUCAGAGACGGCCUGUAAUGAUCAGCUUAUAGUCGGUCGUCUCUGAGACUCUGUUUGACUCCACACUGCUCUGAAAAAGAACAGAGACACAGACACGAUGGUGAAGGGAAAGAAGAAAUCAAGCGAACCAUCAGGUAGAAAAAUCACACUUAAGAUGGCCAAGAAUGCUCUGAGGGUGACCGUAGACGGCAAACGCCGCCUCGACCUCAGCAACAUGGGGAUUUCCACAUUUCCAAAGUGCAUCCUGAAACUCUGUGAUGUAGACGAGCUAGACCUCAGCCGAAACCUCCUCAAGAAAAUCCCAGACGCCAUCGACAAAUUCGUCAACCUGCGUCUGCUGGAUCUGCACAGCAACCAUCUGGAGCAUCUCCCCGCAGCUAUAGGCCGUCUGCAAAAUCUCUACAGCCUCAAUCUGUGCAACAACCGUCUCACAAGCGCUAGUCUUCCUCAUGAAAUGGGGUUCUUGAGAAACCUCCGAAUCCUAAAUCUAGGAAUGAAUUGCAUUGAAACUCUUCCUCCGACUGUGUCUGCCCUCAAAGAGCUCCGAGAGCUGGGGCUCUUCAAUAACCUCCUGACGCAGUUGCCUAAGAGUCUACAAAACCUCCCGAAACUGCAGAAGAUAAACGUCAAAUCCAACCCAAUGCCUUCAGACGAGGAUCCAGAAGUGGAUCGGAUUCAGAGAGUGGAGAGUCUGUAUCUGGUGAAGGAAGACUGUCUGUGUACUGACUGUCUGAAGAAGUGUAGAGAGGAAAGAGAGAAGUUAGACGGUCGGAUGAGCGCGGCUUCUACGUUAAAGAAGUCUAUCUUUGCAGGUCUCAUAACGCCAAACUCUGUAGCACAAGAAAACCAGGCUGUGUGGAGGUGAAGAUGAGAAUUAAAGGGGCAGUUCACACGAAAAUGA
Molecule: messenger RNA, 984 nt
Organism: Danio aesculapii
Lineage: Eukaryota; Metazoa; Chordata; Actinopteri; Cypriniformes; Danionidae
Gene: lrrc18b
Product: leucine rich repeat containing 18b
Exons: 2
Coding region: 181-948 (255 amino acids)
Molecular function (GO): protein binding
Source: RefSeq, a predicted model, not a curated record